CGACUACUCACUCCCUUCGAACGCGAUAUCUCAAAAUUCUCGAUGCGUGGGAAGGAACUCAAAUCACCUCGGGCCCGAUAUGGAAUCCUCGAAGCCCCGUGGCUUCACACGCGGCGAGCAGAUGCGCCGUUCUAGACUUCGACCCCGCUAACGCAGAAGUCACGACGACGCAUCUAUCCAUGCUUUUUCCACGUCCGAAUGUCGGGCCUCAUUGGUGCAGGCCUGCUCUGCGCUCGUAUCCGUGUCCUACUCCCGCUAGAUCCUUCCCCCUCCCCAGUUGCUAGCGUACUCCGCCUUGGGAUGCAUCCCAAGACCGCUUCAUUUCAUUUCGCAGUGAGGAGUUCUGGGGCUGGGGCUAAGGAAGUGAUGAUUUGUAACCUCCAACGUCCUCUGAGGUCUCCGCCUAGCGGGAUGCGUGCCUCGCCCAUGGUGAGCCUUUGGGAAGACUCGAGCUCGUUAACAGCCAGAGGGAUGGAAAUCCCCUGCUCGGCCGAGCGUUUCUACAUGAAGAAUCAAAGGAACACCGCGAAAAGAUCAUUUCCCGGUAUCUGCACGGUCCCGAGAGCGUAUGGAGCGAUAUGCCCUCCAUGCGAUUUGACCAUUAUUCUUCGGCUCUUGGGAAUGGGUCUGCAUCUCCGUAAUGCGUUGUUGUGCUAGAAGCUGCCCCUCUAUUUGUUACUCCGCGGUUUACAACUGCAUUCACCGUAUAAAAGUCGACCGCGAACGCUCAUAGUACUCAUCGAAGGUCACCGCUGUCCAUCGAUACCGUGUUCCAUAAGCCUCUCGACAAUGGUCUAUCUCAACCUGCUCGCUGCUGUCCUCUCUGCCCUGGCUCUCGUCUCUAACGCUGCGAUCGUCAGCGGACCCAACUCCGCCCCCGAUCUCAGUGGUGUCAAGAUCGUCACUUCUCUUCCUGCGGGAGCCACCGCUUUCGGAUCGGACAACGACACGGACUGGACCGUCGCGUACGACAAGGACCUCAAGGCCCUCGGUCGCCUUAAGAACGAUGUGUUCUAUGCGCUGAUCAACCCCAACACGAAUUCGACCCAUCUAGCUGCCAGACAGGCAGCGCUCGGUGGCCGGUGCACUGGGCUCUCGGUCGGCGAGCUCCAGAGCCUUCCCGCUUGGCCCAACCUAGUGCAGUACGUAAGGGACACGCUCUCGUCGAGCGUCAGCUACAAUCUGUGGACGACUUGGGACGGAGUGACCCAAGCUACAGCCUGUGUCUCUGAGGGCAUCGUCUCUGUCGAACGGACUGGGCAAGCUCAAUGCAACACAGAUGAACAGACCUUCGAUGGCGACACCGUCGGUCGCAGCGGCGUAGUCACCCUUGCGGUUGUGUCCGGAUCGUCCACGACGGCCACGGAGUCUGUCACCCGAUCGGCAACCAUCGGUCUGAGCUACACUGCGAGCGUCACUGUUGGCAUCCCAGGCAUCGGUGAAGCCAGCGCAUCCUACACAGCGUCUGCUUCGUUCACGAAUGAGUUCGGCAAGAGCUUCGAGAAGACCAUCAGCAAGGAGAGCAGCCGCUCUGUGGCCGUCAACUCAGACCCUGGAGACUACUGCACCAUGCAGAUCAAAACUACGACCUGCUAUCAGCCGUCCCGGGGCCGCGUGGGCUUCGUCGCGGAUGGCUACGUCCGAUUCGGUUUUAACUCUCGGGUGAAAGACCACUACUACUGGCACAUUCCCAUCAGCAGGGAGUCCGAGGACAAGCGCACCUCGUACAUGGAGUUCACUGGCUCGAUCAACUCACAUGGAUAUGGCCGCUACCGUGCCGAGUGCAACAACCCUACAUACUUUGACAAAAUGAGAUUGUCUACUCUUGUUUCCGUCGUGUUUGCCUUGACCGGCGCUCACGCAAAGCCCAUCUCGCGCCGCGACUUCAGUCUCGCCUCGUACCAGGACGCUACUCCAUCGGAGCGCCGCGACUUCCUCCUCGCAGUCAACGCGAGCAACAUCAAUCUCUCGCAGGAUACGCUCGACAGCCUCAAAACCGUUCCUGUCGUCGAGAAGAAGAUGGCCGACAGUGGCACGUCAGAGCUCACUAACGACUGGCUGAUAAAGUGGAUCGCCGAGUUCCAGGACGAGGUGAAACAGGGGCAGGAAAGCGGGGAUGCGGAUGCGGGGUUGAGUCAGGUCUCAAAGCGACAGGAGGAGGAUUGCGGAGAUGGAGAGGAACAGGAAACGAAGCGGGGGGACGACGACGAACAGGCUGAAGAAACAAUUGCCGAGAAGCGAGACAAUGACGAGGGCGAGGGCGAGGCAAGGAAGCGGGACGAAGGAGAUGAGGAGGGCGAGAUCUUUGACAAGCGGGACGACGAUGAAGCCACGGAGGACGCAGGUGACGCCGAGGCCACCGAGACCACAGACGAGGACACAUCCGAAUCGAAGAGGAGCAAAGACGACGAAGAAGAUGCCGACAGUGACGCCGUCACCAAGCGUCAGGAAGCUGGUGAUGAGACCCCCGAGCUGGAAGAGCGGGAUGAUGAAGCCGAGGAUUGA
Mycena citricolor is the source of this 2505-nucleotide messenger RNA. Lineage: Eukaryota; Fungi; Basidiomycota; Agaricomycetes; Agaricales; Mycenaceae. The record is from the annotation of a GenBank genome assembly.